This is a messenger RNA of Phlebotomus argentipes, 3259 nucleotides long. RefSeq names its product autophagy-related protein 9A (gene Atg9). NCBI's taxonomy places the organism in Eukaryota, Metazoa, Arthropoda, Insecta, Diptera, Psychodidae. The coding region runs from base 258 to 2807 and encodes 849 amino acids. The transcript has 11 exons. Gene Ontology annotation, cellular component: phagophore assembly site; autophagosome. Gene Ontology annotation, biological process: autophagy of mitochondrion; protein localization to phagophore assembly site. The record is from RefSeq and is a predicted model, not a curated record.
CCGCAAUCAGCUGAGCCACUGAUCGUUUUUUUCGCAUCGCAAUUGUGUUUGGAAGCAGCGCAAAAAUAGGCGGUCAUCCCCAGUUCUUCCCCCAUUUUGACCAACAUCCUGCACAGGGAGCACGAAUUGAGCCUCAAUGCACCAUCGCGGAUGACUGUGGGUGUGCCGUGGCAGUGAGACAGUGGGUGAAAUAUGUGGAGUUGAGACGCAAUUGAGGCGACAAAAGUGCACAGAAGUGACAAAGAAAAGUGGGGAAUAUGGCGAAGCCUGACGUCAGUUACAGCGCCUUGAACAAUGAGGGCAGAAACCCCUUUGUCCUGCACGAGCAGCGUUCCGCCUACGAGCAGGACAUCGACGACUCGGACAACGAGGAAGCGCCCCCCGUCAGCGGCAUUGUGAUCCAUGUAGCCCCAGAGGCAGGCAAAGCGCGAUGGAACCACAUUGAGGAUCUGGAUUCCUUCUUCUCGCGAAUGUACUGCUACCAUCAGAAGCACGGAUUCUGGGUGAUGAUGCUGCAGGAAGUGUUUGAGUUGCUCCAGUUCAUCUUCGUGGUGACCUUCACGUCGUACCUGAUGCACUGUGUGAACUAUGAGGCGCUCUUUCGGGAGGGAAAGUACAGUGAAGCUACCAAAAUCACGAUUCCCGAAGUUUUGGUGAGUAGUUCGGAGUGUAUUGGGGCAUUUGGCGCAUGGACUUGGACCGCAUUGACUCUGUCGGCACUCUUCUGGCUCUUCCGCCUCAUCAAAGUUCUUUACCACUUCAUUCAGUUCUGGGAUAUCAAGCUAUUCUUCAAUUCUGCACUCAAGAUUGAAGAUGGUGAAUUGGACAAUUUGACCUGGCAUGAGGUGCAGAGACGCAUCCGGGAAGUGCAAUCGGAACAGCAAAUGUGUAUCCAUAAAGAGCAACUCACCGAAUUAGAUAUUUAUCAUCGUAUUUUAAGAUUUAAGAACUACACCGUGGCCAUGAUGAACAAGAACAUCCUUCCGGCCAAGGUUCGCUUUCCCUUCUUGGGCGACGUGAGCAUCUUAAGUCGAGGAUUGCGUUACAAUAUGGACCUGAUACUCUUCUGGGGUCCCUGGUCGCCUUUCGAGAACAAUUGGCACCUUCGGGAGGACUUCAAGCGUGCGAAUCUGCGGAAGGAUCUCGCAUCGAAGUUAUCGAAGCAGAUAACAUGGGUGGCACUAUCGAAUUUCCUUCUCUGUCCAUUGAUCUUCCUCUGGCAGCUCAUGUAUUUCUUCUUCAAUUAUGCCGAACUACUGAAGCGCGAGCCUGGAAAAUUGGGGACACGUUGCUGGUCGCAAUACGGAAAACUCUAUUUGAGACACUUGAAUGAACUCGAUCAUGAACUGGAGGCGCGACUCAAUAGAGCCUAUCGACCCGCUGUGAAAUACAUGAACUCAUUCUCAUCGCCUCUGAUGGCAGUUAUUGCUCAAAAUAUGGUGUUCAUUUGCGGUGGUGUUUUGUCAGUUUUCAUCCUUUUGACCAUCUAUGAUGAGGAUGUGAUGCAAGUGCAGCAUGUUCUCACCGUCAUGUCCAUUCUCACGGCGAUUGUGGUGAUCUUCAGAGUGUUCAUUCCCGAGGAGAACAUGAUUUGGUGUCCUGAGCAGUUGCUCACGGCUGUUUUGGCACAUGUGCACUAUCUGCCGGUGACGUGGCGAGGGAAGGCGCACACGAGCCACGUGAGGGAGCAAUUUGGGCAGCUGUUCCAGUUCAAAGCGUCCUAUCUCCUCAAUGAACUCUUCAGUCCUCUCAUGACACCCUUCGUGCUCAUGUUCUCGCUGCGUCCGCGCGCGCUGGACAUUGUGGACUUCUUCAGGAACUUCACAGUGAGCGUUGUGGGUGUGGGUGAUGUCUGUUCCUUCGCCCAGAUGGACAUCAGACGCCAUGGAAACCCAGAUUGGCAAUUGACGCCGAGCACAGAGGCUGAACCGGAGUUUACGCCGACUUGCGAGACCAAUCAAUACACGCAGGCUGAGCAUGGGAAGACGGAACUCUCGCUGGUGCACUUCACCAAGACCAAUCCCACGUGGAAGAUGCCAGAGGAGUCGAAGAAGUUCGUUCAGGGAAUCACUCGUCACGCCGUGAAUGAUCUCAAUCGAACACGCGCCACGACAGGCACUGGUGCUCUGCUCAGCACAACGGCGAUGGGCGAGAGUCUGAUGUCAAUGGGCAGCUUGGGUGGCGAAUACACGUCCAUUGUGCAGUCGGUGCUGCGGCAGAAUCAGACGCUGAACAAUUCACAGAUGGGCCAGUCAUUCUUCCACAUUCCCACGCACGUGACGCCGCAAGAGCAGCAGCAGCAGCAGGCUGUGCACCAGGCCACGCUGGACUUCGAGAGGAUGCUGCAUCAGAACCUCACGGACACAUCUGUGCCGCUGAGAAGUACUCUCCUCACGGACAUUGCCGAGGAUGAGGAUGCCGACGUGACGACGAGGAGUGCAGCUGGUCCGAGCACGUCUCAGGCGCGAGUUGUGCCGCGCGUGAUGAGUUCUAGUCUCAGGGGUGUGAGCAGGCGAGAGGGUCCGUCGGAGUUGGAGCCCAAUGGGAUUCUGUACAGUCUCAAUUGCUUCCCGACGACAGAAGUGCAGCCAGAACUCACGGUGGCUGACAUGAGUCUGAGUACACUCUUCCUGCACGAGCUUCACCAUCGACAUAUGACGAGAAGAGGAGUGCGUCUGGAGGAGCACAGCCAGCGCCAGCUGUGGCAGACGCCGCACCAGCAAUCUUCCUCGACGGCGGCGCCUGUGGCUGGGCCGUCAACUGGGCUGGCCGAGAGGACGCCGCUCCUGGGCACGAAGAAGUCAUAGCACUGCGCCGAGUGGGUCUAGUGCUCGGCGGACCUCAUUUCCUCUCCAAUACCAUCAUGAGAUUAUUCCUCAAUCGCGUGCGCGCGAGUGAGACAAGAAUCAAAUCACUGGACUUUUUCUAUAGUGAGGACUUUUACUAAUUGAUUGAAAAGUGUGACUGUCGUUUUAUCUCUAUUUGUCUCUACGUUUGAUCAUCAUCAGUUUAUUAGAAUAUUCUUUUUGAUAGACUUUCGAAACAUGCAGAACAGAAAGAUUCUUCAUCACAAAGUGUAAAUAAUCCCUCAGCCGCUAUUCUUUCUUUUUUUUCUAACAGAAAUUGUGUAAAUAGCUAAGACAAGACGUUUAUGGAAGCACACUAAUACUACAAGUUAAAGAAUAUAAUGUUUAAAUGAUAGUUAGAUAAAUUAAAAAAAAAAAACAGAGGAGAAAUAAAGAGAACAAGAAUGAUAGAA